Manacus vitellinus (golden-collared manakin) is the source of this 3345-nucleotide messenger RNA. It is a transcript of the gene OXSR1, whose product is annotated as oxidative stress responsive kinase 1. The transcript is spliced from 19 exons. The record is from RefSeq and is a predicted model, not a curated record. Gene Ontology annotation, biological process: protein phosphorylation. Gene Ontology annotation, molecular function: protein serine/threonine kinase activity; ATP binding. NCBI's taxonomy places the organism in Eukaryota, Metazoa, Chordata, Aves, Passeriformes, Pipridae. The coding region runs from base 1 to 1572 and encodes 523 amino acids.
AUGAAGGUAGAAAGGAGUGGAGCGACUGCGGUGGUGCAGGCGGCCUUCUGCAUUCCGAAGAAGGAGAAGGUGGCAAUUAAACGGAUCAAUCUGGAGAAGUGUCAGACGAGCAUGGAUGAACUCCUGAAAGAAAUUCAAGCCAUGAGUCAGUGCCAUCACCCCAACAUUGUAUCUUACUACACAUCGUUCGUGGUGAAAGAUGAGCUUUGGCUGGUGAUGAAGUUACUUAGUGGAGGCUCUGUUUUGGAUAUUAUCAAGCACAUUGUGGCCAAAGGAGAACAUAAGACUGGUGUCCUGGAUGAACCCUGUAUAGCCACAAUCCUUAAGGAGGUGCUGGAGGGACUGGACUACCUGCAUAAAAAUGGGCAAAUCCACAGGGAUGUGAAAGCAGGAAAUAUUCUUCUUGGAGAAGAUGGCUCAGUGCAAAUUGCAGACUUUGGCGUUAGCGCGUUUCUGGCCACUGGUGGUGACAUUACCAGGAAUAAAGUCAGGAAAACUUUUGUGGGCACACCUUGCUGGAUGGCACCAGAAGUUAUGGAGCAGGUCAGAGGAUACGAUUUCAAGGCAGACAUCUGGAGCUUUGGGAUCACUGCUAUCGAGCUGGCUACAGGGGCAGCUCCUUACCAUAAAUACCCCCCGAUGAAGGUUUUAAUGCUGACACUACAAAAUGAUCCCCCAUCUUUGGAAACUGGUGUGCAAGAUAAGGAGAUGCUGAAGAAGUAUGGGAAAUCAUUUAGGAAGAUGAUUUCAUCGUGCCUACAAAAAGACCCUGAAAAAAGACCCACAGCAGCAGAACUCUUAAGACACAAAUUUUUCACGAAAGCAAAGAAUAAAGAAUUUUUGCAAGAGAAGAUGUUGCAGAGAGCACCAACAAUCACUGAAAGAUCCAAAAAGGUCCGGAGGGUCCCAGGCUCCAGUGGGCGUCUUCAUAAGACUGAAGAUGGUGGCUGGGAAUGGAGUGAUGAUGAACUAGAUGAAGAAAGUGAGGAAGGCAGAGCAGCAAUUUCACAGCUCAGGUCUCCCAGAGUGAAAGAACCUGUACAGAAUUCCGAGCUCUUUCCGUCAGCUGAGCCUCCAGGUCCUUCACUCAAUGCUCCAGCACAGGCACCUACUCAACUACCUCAGGCUGCAGGACAAGCACCUGCACAACCUCAAACUGCUGUACCUCCACCUAGUCAGGCUCCUCCAGCAGCCCCAGCAGCAGCUCCAGCAGCAGCUCCAGCAGCAGCCCAGGCCCCACCUGCAGCUGCUGCAGCAGCUCCGGUACAGGAAGACACAAAAGUCCCCAUCAGCCUUGUACUAAGGUUAAGGAAUUCAAAAAAAGAGCUCAAUGAUAUUCGAUUUGAAUUCACCCCAGGGAGAGAUACUGCGGACGGUGUGUCCCAGGAGCUCAUUUCAGCAGGGCUUGUUGAUGGCAGAGAUCUGGUAAUAGUUGCAGCUAAUUUGCAGAAAAUUGUGGAAGAGCCCCAAGCAAACAGAUCCGUCACUUUCAAACUGGCGUCUGGUGUCGAAGGCUCGGAUAUCCCAGAUGAUGGCAAACUUAUAGGAUUUGCACAGCUCAGCAUCAGCUAAACAAUGGUCCCAGGAGAUGUUUCCCAACUGAGAACCCACAUAUGAUGAACACAAUAUCCGUGGUCAGAGGGAGAGGAGAUCUGUGUCACCCUGUGUUUGGGAAACACGCGCUUCAGACUGUUCCUCAAGCCCGGUUCUGCCAUGCCUGGCUGCGCAGAGAGUCCUCCCGACGUGUUUUCCCAGUCCUUCGCAAACUGGUCCCCGUGGAACCAUCCCUGUCGUGUUUCACAGCAAUAAAGAAUCGCCAGCAGAGUGGUUGUGCUGGGCAAGCGGGCGCCGGGCUGUGUCCCUCCUGCACUAACGGCCUGGGCCGGCACCUCCUCGCCGGCCGAGCCCCCACGUUUGAUCAGGAUGUCACUGAAACCCCGUCACACAUGUAUUUAGCUUUUCUUUCUAUGUGGUGUUGAAGUUGAGUUUCUACAUGAAUAAUAUAAAUUAUGCUCUGAGUUUGAUAAGAGACACUUGUAAUGCAAUAUGUGAAUAAUAAAUGGUGUUGACUCUUUUUUUUUUUUCUUUUUCUUUUCCUACUGUUUCACAGUUGGCCUUUGUAACUGCUCUUGGCUCUGGAGUGUUUUCUACACAGAAAUCGUUAAGUCUGUAAUUUAGCACGCAGAUGGAAAUGUGUUUUGUUUCCAUCAGCCACAAACAAUGCAGAAACAGAGCAGAAUGACUAGGUUCAAUUAGGACUUAUUUUAAUUUCCAAGUCUUCAGAUGAACAAUCUGUAUUUAUAUCUUGUUCUCUAUGAGCAGCUGUGGAAGCUUCCGGAAAUGGUGCAUGUUCUUUUUGUACCACCCCUGUUGCUUUUAGCCUUGGGUGGAUAUUGGGUAUGUCCCCGUGGGCUCUUUGCAGCCCCGUGGCUGGUGAUUGUGGAGGGGAGGGAGAGGAGGAAGAGGAUUUGGGAGCAAGAGCAUCCCAGGGUGUUGAGCAGAUGCUCUCAAGAGCCCAGGAGACGAGUGCCCGAUACCAGGGAGUUGGUGGUGGCUGGAUUUGGCCAAGUGCAUGUGGCACCUCUGGCACUAUUCCCUGUUGUCUGACACAAAGCACUCCCCACAGCAUCCCCCGACGAGCUGCUUGGCUUGGGAAGAGCAGGCUGGCACCAUGAUUUUCAUGUCACCCUGUGCUCAGUAUGGAUUUACUGGAAACCUUUAGGAUACAGAGACGAGGUAGUUGUGGUACAGUAUUAUUUUCCCCUCUGCCUGCAUGCCAUGGGGACCUCCUUGUUCAUUUGUGUACUGGUGCUGAGGAAGGUAGGACUCAAACUGCUCAAAUGGAACAAUGCAGCAUCUAUUUAUUGUUAUUCCCCAUCUUCCCAAAGCCAGGACUUAGAGAGCUUGAGCUCACCCUAACCCAAGGCUCCGUAGUUCUUUAAUGGAGAAAAUAAGUAAGGAAGAAACUGAUGGUUUUUGGCUCUAUAGAUCUCCAGAUCUUUUGGGUAGGGAUCCAAAGUAUUUACUUGGGCUAUUACAGUGCUAGACAACUGUCUUUUCUGAUGUUGUUCCAGUAAGUGCCAAUGCUGUUCAUAAUUGUUUUCCAGUGUCAUUAAGAAUUUGGUUUUUGUGCAAAUCUGAACCUGGAAGCAGGUGGUAAUUUUAAGUUAGUUCCUACUUUUAAGGACAAUGCUCUGUUAAUGAAAACGGAUCCUCUUCACAACUUUGGUGUAUUGUAGAUUAUAAUGAAAGAUGUAAAAUAUUCAGGCUUUUUUUCCUUUUUUGGACUUUGUAUUUUACUGCAUGUCUCUAAUUUUUAAUCAAUAAAGAACAAAUUGUCCAUUG